Corylus avellana is the source of this 770-nucleotide messenger RNA. NCBI's taxonomy places the organism in Eukaryota, Viridiplantae, Streptophyta, Magnoliopsida, Fagales, Betulaceae. The record is from RefSeq and is a predicted model, not a curated record.
UUAUCGUUUUGUUAUUUCUGAGCGUUCUGAUUACUUUGGCUUUUCCUAUCCUCUACAUUGUGAUUUAUUGGUCACUUGGGAGGAAGCUUUUAACCCGUCUCUCCCAACUAAGUCAUGGCCAAUAGGUUUUACUUAAACUGGCUUGGAGAAGUGCUUUUUACCUCCUCUCUACUCGCAUCGUAGAUGAUAUUUAUAUUUUGAAUUUUGUGUGCGCGCUCUGUUGUUUGCUCAUGUCCCACCUCAAGUUGAAGUUAGAAGAUGACAGCUCCGGCAUCAUACAAGAAAUUCUUAUGAAUUUCUUCAGAAUUUGGGUCGAGAGUUUUUGGCAACAAAAAUCCCUGCACUUGUUUGUUACGCCAUUCCCUUUUUUACUGGCAUUAUUGGCCCUGUUGACGCCUGCUGCAAAUAGCCAGGAGCUGGAGCGUUUAUUGAUCUUGCCCGCCGCUGGAUUGAUUCAUCGAGGCUACCUACGCCCGAUAAUGCGAGCCGCUAAUAAGGGUACCGAUGAAAAGGAAGAUGUCCAAGGAUCGGAAAUCUUGUCUUUAGUACGUACCUGAGCAUCUUUCGAGAAGCUUAUCAGAUGAGAUGAGCAAAUGAGGGUAAUUCGAUUACUAAUAGCAGAGGGAUUUGUUGAAGGCAAAGAAUGGGAAAUACUGGAAGAAGUUGCUGAGCCAAACUUUGAAUAGAGGCAUUUUGCAAGUGGCAGCCACAACCUUGUGGGUGUAGAAGGGCAUCAGCUACAAUGGUGGGUUGACAGGGUUGUGAUGGUG